AACCAAAACCAACAAAGCAAAAAAAAAAAAAAAAACAAAAAACAAAAAACAAAACAAAAAACAAACAAACAAAAAACCAACUCUGGACGUGGAGCUGCCACCGAGACGGAGACCGGGGAAGGAAACCCAGUAGGCAGCCCAAUGCUUCUGCGGCCGCGCGCUGGCAACUUUGUGGAACACUUUCUAGGAAUUAGGUCUUUGCCUCCCCCUUCGUCUUCCUGACUUCCGAAGAAAGAACUUGGCUUUGGAUGGCAAUGGAGCCUGAGGAGAGGGGGUUACACGCCCUCGAAUAAUCAAUCCCUCCGGCUGGGCUGAAUUUGUGGGAAUUUGGGAAGCCAGAGGGUGGAAACACAGCAGCCUUUGGAGUGCCCUCUGCUAAUCUGGAUGGAUCUAAACGUGCCCCAUUCAAGACCUCUCCACUAACCCCUUCUGGUCUUGCGACUUGCUCUUCUGGACUUUAAUUAGCAUCUAGGAAAGUCUAAACUUUGGACCUACCUCUUUUUUUGAUACUUAUUUUUGUACUUUUGCUCUGGGAUUGGUUUCUUAAACACUCUGGAUCCUUUUUAAUAUGUCAAAAUGAGUCGGCUGAUGUUUACACAACUACUGCUCUGUGGAUUGUUAUAUGUUCCGGUUGAUGGAUCUCGUCUUCGCCAAGAAGACUUCCCUCCGCGGAUUGUGGAGCACCCUUCAGAUGUCAUUGUCUCUAAGGGAGAGCCCACCACCUUGAACUGUAAGGCAGAGGGCCGGCCAACGCCCACCAUUGAGUGGUACAAGGAUGGCGAGCGGGUGGAGACUGACAAGGAUGAUCCCCGGUCUCACAGGAUGCUUCUGCCCAGCGGAUCCUUAUUUUUCUUGCGCAUUGUUCAUGGGCGCAGAAGCAAACCCGAUGAAGGAAGCUACGUCUGUGUUGCGAGGAACUAUCUCGGUGAAGCAGUAAGUCGAAAUGCAUCUCUGGAAGUGGCAUUGUUACGAGAUGACUUCCGGCAAAAUCCCACAGAUGUUGUAGUGGCAGCCGGAGAGCCUGCAAUCCUGGAGUGCCAACCUCCCAGGGGACACCCAGAACCCACGAUCUACUGGAAAAAAGACAAAGUCCGAAUUGAUGACAAGGAAGAAAGAAUAAGUAUCCGUGGUGGAAAGCUGAUGAUCUCCAAUACCAGGAAAAGUGAUGCAGGGAUGUAUACCUGUGUUGGCACCAAUAUGGUGGGAGAAAGAGACAGUGAUCCAGCAGAGCUGACUGUCUUUGAACGACCCACAUUUCUCAGGAGGCCAAUUAACCAGGUGGUACUGGAGGAAGAAGCUGUAGAAUUUCGUUGUCAGGUCCAAGGAGAUCCUCAACCAACUGUGCGGUGGAAAAAGGAUGAUGCAGACCUGCCAAGAGGAAGGUAUGACAUCAAAGAUGAUUACACCCUGAGAAUUAAAAAGGCCAUGAGUACAGAUGAAGGCACCUAUCUGUGUAUUGCCGAGAAUCGGGUUGGAAAAGUAGAAGCCUCUGCUUCUCUAACAGUCCGAGCUCGCCCUGUUGCUCCUCCACAGUUUGUGGUUAGGCCAAGAGAUCAGAUUGUUGCUCAAGGUCGAACAGUUACAUUUCCCUGUGAAACUAAAGGAAACCCACAGCCAGCUGUUUUUUGGCAAAAAGAAGGCAGCCAGAACUUGCUUUUUCCAAAUCAACCCCAGCAACCCAACAGUAGAUGCUCUGUUUCACCAACUGGAGACCUCACAAUUACCAACAUUCAGCGCUCCGAUGCGGGUUACUAUAUAUGCCAGGCAUUAACUGUGGCAGGAAGCAUUUUAGCAAAAGCUCAACUGGAAGUUACUGAUGUUUUAACAGAUAGACCUCCACCUAUAAUUCUACAAGGCCCGGCGAACCAAACUCUAGCAGUUGAUGGUACAGCAUUACUGAAAUGUAAAGCUACUGGGGAUCCUCUUCCUGUAAUUAGCUGGCUAAAGGAGGGAUUUACUUUCCUGGGUAGAGAUUCAAGAGCAACUAUACAAGAACAAGGAACAUUGCAGAUUAAGAAUUUACGGAUUUCUGAUACUGGUACUUAUACUUGUGUGGCUACAAGUUCAAGUGGGGAGACUUCGUGGAGUGCUGUGCUGGAUGUGACAGAAUCUGGAGCAACAAUCAGUAAAAAUUAUGACUUAAGUGACCUACCAGGGCCACCAUCCAAACCACAGGUCACUGAUGUUACUAAGAACAGUGUCACCUUGUCCUGGCAACCAGGUACCCCUGGAGCCCUUCCAGCAAGUGCAUAUAUCAUUGAGGCUUUCAGCCAAUCGGUGAGCAAUAGCUGGCAGACGGUGGCAAACCAUGUAAAGACCACGCUCUAUACAGUGAGAGGAUUGCGGCCCAAUACGAUCUAUUUAUUCAUGGUCAGAGCUAUCAACCCCCAAGGUCUAAGCGACCCAAGCCCCAUGUCAGAUCCUGUGCGCACACAAGAUAUCAGCCCACCAGCACAAGGAGUGGACCAUAGACAAGUACAGAAAGAACUAGGAGAUGUCAUUGUCCGUCUUCAUACUCCAGUUGUGUUGACUCCCACCACUGUUCAGGUCACAUGGACGGUUGAUCGCCAGCCCCAGUUUAUUCAAGGCUACCGAGUGAUGUAUCGUCAGACCUCAGGCCUGCAGGCUACGACAACAUGGCAGAAUUUAGAUGCCAAAGUCCCAACCGAGCGAAGUGCUGUCUUGGUCAACCUCAAAAAGGGAGUGACUUAUGAAAUUAAAGUUCGACCAUAUUUUAAUGAGUUCCAAGGAAUGGACAGUGAAUCUAAAAUAGUUCGUACUACUGAAGAAGCCCCAAGUGCCCCUCCACAAUCUGUCACCGUGCUGACAGUUGGAAGCCACAAUAGCACAAGUAUUAGUGUUUCCUGGGAUCCUCCUCCUCCAGAUCAUCAGAAUGGAAUCAUCCAAGAAUACAAGAUCUGGUGUCUGGGGAAUGAAACACGAUUCCAUAUCAACAAAACUGUGGAUGCAGCCAUUCGAUCUGUGAUAAUUGGUGGAUUGUUCCCAGGUAUUCAGUACCGGGUAGAGGUUGCAGCUAGUACAAGUGCAGGGGUUGGAGUAAAAAGUGAGCCGCAGCCGAUAAUAAUUGGGGGACGUAAUGAAGUUGUCAUUACUGAAAACAAUAACAGCAUAACUGAGCAAAUCACUGAUGUUGUGAAGCAACCAGCCUUUAUAGCUGGAAUUGGUGGUGCCUGCUGGGUAAUUUUGAUGGGUUUUAGCAUCUGGUUGUAUUGGCGAAGAAAGAAGAGAAAGGGACUCAGUAACUAUGCUGUUACAUUUCAAAGAGGAGAUGGAGGACUAAUGAGCAAUGGGAGCCGUCCUGGUCUUCUAAAUGCUGGUGAUCCCAGUUACCCAUGGCUUGCUGAUUCAUGGCCAGCCACGAGCUUACCAGUAAACAAUAGCAAUAGUGGCCCAAAUGAGAUUGGAAAUUUUGGACGUGGAGAUGUGCUGCCACCAGUUCCAGGCCAAGGGGAUAAAACAGCAACGAUGCUCUCAGAUGGAGCCAUUUAUAGCAGCAUUGACUUCACGACCAAAACCACUUACAACAGUUCCAGCCAAAUAACACAGGCUACCCCAUAUGCCACAACACAGAUCUUGCAUUCCAAUAGCAUACACGAACUGGCUGUCGAUCUGCCGGACCCACAGUGGAAAAGCUCAAUUCAGCAAAAAACGGACCUGAUGGGCUUUGGAUAUUCUCUCCCUGAUCAGAACAAGGGUAACAAUGGUGGGAAAGGUGGAAAAAAGAAGAAAACUAAAAACUCCUCUAAACCACAGAAAAACAAUGGAUCGACUUGGGCCAAUGUACCCCUACCUCCUCCCCCAGUCCAGCCCCUUCCUGGUACAGAGCUGGAACACUAUGCAGUGGAACCGCAAGAAAAUGGGUAUGACAGUGAUAGCUGGUGCCCACCAUUACCGGUACAAACAUACUUACACCAGGGUAUGGAAGAUGAACUGGAAGAAGAUGAUGAUCGUGUCCCAACACCUCCUGUCCGAGGCGUGGCUUCUUCUCCUGCUAUUUCCUUCGGACAGCAGUCCACUGCAACUCUUACUCCAUCCCCACGGGAAGAGAUGCAACCCAUGCUGCAAGCUCACCUGGAUGAGUUGACAAGAGCCUAUCAGUUUGAUAUAGCAAAGCAAACAUGGCACAUUCAAAGCAAUAAUCAACCUCCACAGCCCCCGGUUCCACCAUUAGGUUACAUGUCCGGAGCCUUGAUUUCCGAUUUGGAAACAGAUGUUCCAGAUGAUGACGCUGAUGAUGAGGAGGAAGCUUUAGAAAUCCCCAGACCCCUGAGAGCACUAGAGCAGACACCCGGAUCCAGUAUGGACAAUCUAGACAGCUCUGUGACAGGUUCAAUGGUAAAUGGCUGGGGCUCUGCAUCUGAUGAGGAUCGUAACUUUUCUAGUCAUAGAUCUAGUGUAGGUAGCUCCUCAGAUGGCUCCAUCUUUGCCAGCGGCAGCUUUGCACAAGCAGUGGUGGCAGCAGCAGAUAAAGCUGGUUUUAGGCUGGAUGGAACCAGCCUUACAAGAACAGGCAAAGCUUUUACCUCCUCUCAAAGACCUCGACCAACCAGCCCAUUUUCUACUGACAGUAAUACCAGUGCAGCCCUGAGUCAAAAUCAGAGGCCUCGGCCCACUAAAAAACACAAGGGAGGGCGAAUGGAUCAACAACCAGCAUUGCCUCAUCGAAGGGAAGGAAUGACAGAUGAUCUUCCACCACCACCAGAUCCCCCUCCAGGUCAGGGUUUAAGGCAGCAAAUAGGCCCGAGCCAGCAUGCUGGUAACAUGGAAAACUCAACAGAGAGAAAAGGAAGCUCUCUGGAGACACCACAAGCAUCCAACAUAGAAGACACAAAGAGCUCAUUGGAUUGUCCAGCUAGAACGUCCCUAGAGUGGCAGCGACAAACCCAAGAAUGGAUAAACUCCACAGAACGCCAAGAAGAUAUACGGAAAGCCCUACACAAACAAAGUGUUGGACCAGAGGAAACAUUGGUGCCAUACAGCAAGCCCAGUUUCCCAUCUCCGGGAGGUCACAGCUCAUCAGGAACAGCAUCUUCUAAAGGAUCCACUGGACCCAGGAAAGCCGAAGCGUUGAGGGGAAGUCACCAACGCAAUGCCAGUGACCUUCUUGACAUAGGAUAUAUGGGCUCAAAUAGUCAAGGACAGUUUACAGGUGAAUUAUAGUAACUGAGAGGAGACAUGCAAAGCUGCUCUGAAGGACCACCAGGUCUGAACUCAUGGAAGUGAUGACAUUAAACAGUGCAAUGAACAAUUUCUUUAUUUAUGUACUAUUAAAAGAACUGUAAAUGCAAUGUAAAGACACACAGCCACACAUAUCCCACAGAUAUUUUACUUGUGUUCUUCUCUUAAGUACACCACCCACCUUAACUCUUUCUUGUCAGGAGUAUAUAAAAAAGAAAGAAAACAAAACUCGCCCUCCAGGAAGAAAAGGAUUUUCCUCUGUAUAUAAUUUCUUUUGUGCAUUGCUAUGCAAGCUCACUCUUUUUAGCUCUGUUCAUACUAUUGUCUGUUUUUAUUGGUCUGUUGUACUAUAUGUGAAUUAAUAGGCUGUGGUGCCAUAUAUUAACUUUUAAUUGUGUAACUUUUAUGUUUAAAUUUUGCACUGCAAUUUUAUUUGGUGAUAAGCACAAAUCUCUACUCCUCGUGACAUGAAGAACAAGACUGAAUGUGAAGGGAGUCUCUGUACUGUAAGCUAGGCUGGAUAUGCUGGUUGGAACCAAUCACGUUGGAUGGUUUGCAGUUGGGGUGUAGGAAUAGGAAGAUGCAAGGAACAGUAGAGUUGGCGAAGUCUUCUUUGAAUAUCAGGGACUGAGUCAAUAAAAAGAAAAGCAGAAAGGUGGCUUUUACUGUUGACAAAAAGCAGGGGUCAAAGAAAGAAAUUUAAGUCUUAAGGCUAAAUAGGCAUUGCAAUAAACAGGUAGCAAAGAUGUACUAAACUUGCUUUAAAAAAAAGGAAAUUAAGAUUAUAUGUAGAAUCAACUUUAUCUGUCAUUGUAAUUGACCGAUCUGAGAAUUAUAACAAGCAAAAGGAAAUUAAGGUGUUUCCAAAGAGCUGUGUUUAUAUUACAGUUUUUAAAAAAAACAUUUUCUGAAUUACCAUAAUUAAUCUCUCCAACUCAUUAAGUCAGAAUAUAAUAUGAAGUUCCCCAAGGAAACAAACAAAAUGAACUGUAGAAUAUCUUGCAAAUAGUUAAAGAGGCAAUUUGUUAUUAGGACAUACUCGGGCUGCUUCCAAAUGCAAAAACUCUAUUGCAACAUCUUGUUUCAUCUUUCCAAUACAUGUACAGUACCCACUAGAGGAUAGAGCUGCAUCAGUUAAAUUUAUGACUUUUGAAAAUUAAUGCAGUCUAUAGACAAUUUUGUGUUUUAUUUGAUUAAGAAGUGAAGUUUAUGCCACCAAAUGUAUAACCAAAUUGUAAGUGCUUAAAAAGCAGUGCUCAGAGUAUGUUCAGUUCACAGUAAGUAGAUUUAUUGGAAUAAACAUUUUAUGGUACAUUCUCAGAAAUUGGCUGCCAACUAAAAUAUGUUUGACCCAUUUUGAGUGAGUAAAUUGGAAAGAAAAUUUAAAAGGACAAAAAUGCAUGUUUAUAUACUUUUUAAAUAAAACCAAACCUCAUUAAGUGGACAUUCAUAACAGUGUCCUGCCUCAUUUGUUUUCACGACUUUGAGAGCAAGAAAUUCCUGAAAAUCGGUCAUGAAUGGUCAAAAUGAAUAUGACUUUGAAAUGUAUGUCAGCCACCAUACAUGUACAGUCAAUCAAGUAGAAGAGAACUUCCCUGAAAUUUCCACCUGUGACAUUUUUCCAUGUGCUGCCUACACAACUGUAAAUUCUAUUCUAGUUAUACUUUCUCAUGUUUUUCCUAUGAUGUGUUCAGUAGUUGGUACUUUGAAAAAUAUUCAAUGUAAUGAUUAGAAUCAGUUAUAAAAUAUGGGACCCACUUGAAUGACAAUGACAAUUCAUACUCCAUGCACGAUUGACUUAGUCACCAAUUCAAUAUCAUGUUAUUAUAGCAAAGGAAUAGUAUAUAAUUCAUGUUUUCUAUCUUUUUUGUUCCCUGAGACUGCUUCAACACAGGCAAGAGAGGAGAAGUUUAAUGGUCUUUAUGAGCCCCAACACCUUCUUGGUGCCAUAGAGUUCAUUUCUUUGCAGAAGAGAAAACAUAGUUGGAGACACACUAAUUAAAGGCUUUAUCAACUUUCUACCACCAGUGCCUGAAUUUUAAUGCAGUUUGAUCUCUCUGGGUGAGAUUUUGGAGGGAAGAUAAAAAGUUCCUAUGAAGAGCAAAUAUGUACUCUUCAUAACUGCAAGAUGUGAGGAAUUUAAUUUUUAUUUAUGUAGUUCUCUAUUUUGCCUCUUUCUAUUUAAAAGCAAACAAAGUUUUAUUCAUUUGUGUUCCCUCUUUAUGCUUGUCUGUAACCCACUUUAGAUUAAAGCUUUAAUUCAUUACAUUUAUUACACAUAGAUCUUGAUCCCUAGUGUGACUAAUAAACCAAGACUUCAAUGUAGAGUAUGUGUAUGAAAGUGACUUCUGGAAUAAUACAGGACAUAGCAUCAUACCUUCCCGAUCAUUUUCAGUCUAUAAAACUUAACUGUUUUGGUUAGAUUUUGGCAAUGCUUAUAGUUACUUGAAAUGUGCUAAAAGAGCAUUCCACAUUCCCUGUUAAAUCGAGUUUUAUAUAAAUUAGUAAAAUCUUGCACCCAGUGUAUCAUUCUCACACAGAUACAGAGCAAGAUACAAUGCUGUAGCUAUCCAAAUGAAUUCAGGAAUCUUAUCAAAAAAUCAAAAGCUUUUGUCAACUUACAUCAGAAUGUCAUUAGAAGAAUACAAACAUGUAUAAGACCUACUGUAUUUUUUUUUCCUUUUGUAAAAUGAAGGUGAUUAGAAAUUCACUGAGCUCACUCUUCUGCAGGUCUAAAUAAGAUCUGUGUAACUUGUCAGAAGGCAAUCUGGAUGGGAGAGAAUGUAAACUUAUCUUGCACUCACAGGCAAUGCUAUUGUGCAGUCAAGCCCCAGACAACACAGCUCCAUUCUCAACAUGCAAAGUCUCCACUGGGGAAAAGCCAAUCAGUGCCCCAACUCAGGUAUGCCUCAGUGUGUGUAGGCAGAGCAGCCCCACCCCUUCCCAGAUCUCUUCAUGUCAUAUUUAAAGUGGGGUAGUACAAGGGCUUGAAAACAAUUGAUCCCUUCACAGGAGUUGAACCCAGUUCAAGGGAACAUGUAAGAAAAUCAAGACCAACAUUUAAGGUGUCAUAUCAAAGGGAAGUGAAAACUUGCAAGUAGACUUGCUCUAAGUAACAAAACAGAUAAAACGGUGUUCUAUGGUCAUAGUUUAUUGCUCUGGGUAUUUAAAGAUAUCUUCAAUGGGAUUCAAGUGGAAAGUUUGUAUGAUCUUGGAUAGAAUACCUCCAAAUUUCUAUUCAACAAAUUUAUGUAAAUUGUCCAUCAAUAACAUAAUUAUAAUAAUAUCAGUGAGCUCUAAACUGCGGUUUAUCUUUGCCACUGGAAAGUGAUUGUGUGUCAGUAUUAAAGAUAUGCAGAACCAUGACAUUCACUAAUUUGUACAUCUGCUUCUGUACAUUGUAUUUAUAAAGUUACAUGACGAGAAUUGGUGUAAAGCAAUGUCUUUCCACAUUAUCUUAGAGAUGAAGUUACUUUUACUUUGCUUCUCUAUAAUGUGUACUUCAAUUGAAAUCCCAUACCUUUUUUUCAUUGAAAUUCAAUUUACUAAUUUUUCUUAUCUCAUGAUUUUCAAAAGCAUUUAUUGUGACUUUAAGGUGUUGCAAGAUAAGGGAUUUUGUGGCCGUGGGUAGACUUUUUAUACUUUGUUUUAUAGAUGGACUUUUUUUUAACUAGUCUGUUUAAGUCACCAAACAGCGUCCAAAAUCUUAAUGUGUUUCAUUUGAUGUUGUUAGAUCAGAAAAGAAAUUGGCAUAAAAUUGGUUAAUAGUAUUGUCAAAGAAUUGUGUAUUGUGUACUCACUGGGAAAAAAUAAAAUAUAUUCACA
Nyctereutes procyonoides (raccoon dog) is the source of this 9024-nucleotide messenger RNA. It is a transcript of the gene ROBO2, whose product is annotated as roundabout guidance receptor 2. Gene Ontology annotation, molecular function: protein binding. The record is from RefSeq and is a predicted model, not a curated record. NCBI's taxonomy places the organism in Eukaryota, Metazoa, Chordata, Mammalia, Carnivora, Canidae. Bases 577 to 5181 code for a protein of 1534 amino acids. The transcript has 29 exons.